Messenger RNA from Cetraspora pellucida, 1036 nucleotides. Lineage: Eukaryota; Fungi; Glomeromycota; Glomeromycetes; Diversisporales; Gigasporaceae. The record is from the annotation of a GenBank genome assembly.
ACCGCAUGAAAGUCAUUUAGCCUUAGCUAUUUGUGAUGGAGAAAGGCCACCUAUGUUACCGAAUAUAUCAAAAUUUUUUAAAAAUUUAAUUCAAGAAUGUUGGAAUGAAGACCCUUCAAAAAGGCCGACAGCUGAAAAACUUUAUUAUUCAAUUGAAGAAGAAUAUGGAAAAAUCAUUCUAAAUGAGGAGUAUUAUAACGAGUUAUUGAAAGUAUAUAAUUUAAACUAUUAUUCAGUUCCAAAUACACAUAAGCAUGCUUUUAAUAUAAGUAGGUUAUUGAAUGAAUUGCUUAAAGAACCUGAUGAAAUAGAACAAGAAAUGGAUAUUUUACAAAGUGAAAAAACUUUCGAAGAGAAAGCAAUUAUUCCCUUAGUGAAAUUGUUAAGUUUUGUCACUAAGGAUAUUUCUUUAAAAGUUAAUCCAGCUUUCACGGGGUUAUUAAAUGCUACUUUUGGUAAUACAACAGAAUUAAUCAUUUCUAUUUUUGCUUUGUGUGCUGAAGAAAUAAAAAUAGAGGCAUUAAUUCCUGCUACAUUUAAUAUUUCUUUAAGCAAUAACAAUAAAGAAACUUUAGCAUUAUCUCGUGAAACUGCAAUAAUAUUGUUAUUAGCUUAUAUGCUUUAUUUAUUAUUUCAAUUAAAAAUGCAUUCACACUUGUAUAAUGAGGAACAAUGUUUGAUCCAAGAUGAGGAGCAAGCUGAAGAGCCACAAUUACCUCUUAUAUCUUCUAUAAUUUUUUUAUUCAUCAUAACUGGUCUUAUUUCUUUAUCUUCUAAUUUUUUAGUUAAUUCAUUUGAAGGAGUGAUUAAAACUCUUGGUUUUACAGAAACUUUCAUUGGAUUAAUAAUUUUGCCAAUCAUUGGAAAUGCUGCUGAGCAUAUUACCGCUGUUAUUGCAGCAAGAAAAGAUAAAAUGAAUAUAGCAAUUAGUAUAGCUGUUGGUUUUUCUAUAGAUGGAGAAUCAAACUGGUUAGAGGACCUAUCUGAGGCCAAUCUGAUAGUUAAUCCAGGAUUAGGCCCAACGAUUCAAAACUAA